GCCUUCAUGUCUACAAACCUCAACAUCAACAGUAUCAACAAUGAAUAAUGUCACACUGCUGUCAACAACAACUCUAGAUACUCCGUCGGUUCCAAGUGCAACAUUAAAUAUAAAUACAUCAUCAGGACCCACAGAACAUUUAUAAUUAGUGAAUUCUAUGCAAGAUCAGUUGACAUUCAUGGCACAACAACUUACGAAAAUUAGUAAUACAAUUGAAAAUAUUCAAUUAGAAAAAAAAUAAUAAAGCAUCAUCAUCACCUUCACAAGAAGAUGAGAUCGAACAACUAUUUGAGAACAUUACAUGUUCAAAUGAUUUCUUUAAAUUGAAAUAUUUAGAAAUAAAUUAUCAAUUAGAUAUGAUCACAUGUAUUCCUAGCUGCGCAUGGAAGAAACAAGCACCAAAACAUUUAUUAAGUUCAAUAAAAUCUUCAUUUGGUAUGUUUCAACAUAUUGAACACAAGACAGGUCAAUCUCAAUCACAAAAAUUUCGAAGUUUAAAAACAAGUAUACAAUUACAUUUUUUAAACAAAUUACAUAAACUUCAUCAAAUUCAUGCUGAAAUACCAAAACAAGAAGUAAAUUUUGAAGCAACAUUUCCAUUUUCAACUAAUCCAGAUGGAUUUGAUACAUAUUUAUCUAUAAAUAUAAAACAACCAAUUGUUCAUACUAAUCUUUCAUUUUCACCAUUUAUUCAAGCUGAUAAUAUUCUUGCAAGAAAAGAAAUUAAAUUAGCUUUAAUCAAUGAUUGGGCAUCAUCAAUAUCACCUGAUAUUUAUUCAUAUGCACCAUUUAUUUAUAAUAUAACUAUAGAUGGAAAAUAUGUUGAAGUUUUAGUACCAUGUAAUCAAGGUAAUUGGAUUGAUUGUACAAAUGAUAAACAACAACAACAACCAGUGGAAAAUAAUUAUAUUUUCGUCUGGGCAAAAUCAAUCUCAUUGAAAUAUCCAUUACCAUUUUUAGAAAUUUAUCCAACAGUUAAUGAUAUUCUCGCUCGUCUUGUUAUACUAGAAAGUAGUCGAAUGUAUUAUAUUCUUGAAGGAAUUGAUGCUCAUAAACGAUUUUAUACACUCAAUGGAAUUAAAUCUCAAUUAUUUUUAUUAGAUGCAUUUGAAAGACGUGAUCGUUGUUUUGAUUGUUGUAAAGUUAAUAAUAUAAAAAAACUUGUUCAAAUUCUUCUUCAUACUUCAUCAUCAAUUGAUACGAAUAGAUCUGAUCUUUUAUAUAUUCAACAUGUUAAAUCAAUGAAUAAUCGUCAAACAUUUCAUCCAAAUAAAUUAGAUUAUGAUGUAUUUAAUAUUGAAAUUGAUAUUGGUCCACAUAUCGAUAAUGAACCAUAUCCAAUAGCUUUUUGUGAAAGAUUUUGUGUUGAAAUGACAACGGAUUUAGAUGAAACAAGAUUACAAGUAUUCUUUUUACUAAUUAAUCUUUAUAUUGAAGAUAGAAUCGUUAGAAAUAAAUCCGAUCAAUAUUUAUCUACUGAAAGUCUUCAAUUAUCUGAUUUAAUUAUUCAUGGUCAUGCUAUGCUUUCACAUGAAGAUUUACUAUCUGAACGUGAAACACUUGAAUAUGCUUGGCAAUUGGAAGUUAUUUUUGAUAAAGUAUUAGCUCAUGGAAAAAAUUUUUAUUUACAAAUAAUUGAAGAUGAAUAUAUACUUACACGUUCACCUGUUAUUGAUAGAACAAAAUGGAUUGAAAAAUUUAAAUAUGAUGUACUUCGAUUUAGUCUAGAUUCAAUUGAUUUUAAUUUUGUUGAAAUUGGUAAUGUUGUUAAUAUUCAAAUUGCACCUAUUCGUUUAUGUAUAUAUAAUAUGCAUACGAUAUCAUGUAAUGAAAAAGUUGGUUCGAUUAAUGUACUUGAAUUACGUAUUAAUGCAAAAUUUGAAUUUCAUCCACCGACUCCAGUUAAUAUAAAUGAACAAUUAGAAUUUCUUCGUCGACAUGAUCAACAACUUCAUUUUCUUUACAGUACAAAAUCUCAACAAAUAAUAACAUCAACAACAACAAAUUUAAAACAUACGAGAUCAAGUUUAUCAAUUGCACCAACAACAACUUCAAUAGGUUCAUCAAAUGUAAUUGCAACUGAAAAAGAAAUAUGUCUUAGAUUUAUUGGAGCAUUUAAUAUACUUUUAACACUACUUAUGCUUGAAUAUUUAACAAUAUAUAUUGAAAAAUUGAAAACAUCUGAUAUACAUCCAAUAUCAAUUCUUGAUGGUCUUCAUUUUCAAGCUCAAACACAAUCAAAUCUAUCAAUACCAUUAAAAACACCAAUUGAUUUAUCAACAACAAAAAUAUCUUUACAAUUACCAAAAAUAAAUGUUUGUUUAUUACAAGUUGGUUUAGCUGAAGAUAAUGUUCAAUUAACUGAAUUAUGA
Rotaria sp. Silwood1 is the source of this 2372-nucleotide messenger RNA. Lineage: Eukaryota; Metazoa; Rotifera; Eurotatoria; Philodinida; Philodinidae. The record is from the annotation of a GenBank genome assembly.